GCCCUUCCUCUCAGGUCUUUCCAAGAUUUCCAGCGCAAUAAACGGCGAGCGCAGGAUUUCCAAAAGUUCGUCACCCAAAACUUUUAUUUUGUGUGGAAAUGGUUUGCACACUUUAUUUGCGCAGCUCGGACUAGUUGCAGCAACACUAUGUGGCUUCUUUGCAGAUGCACUGCAAAGUACGUGGCUGCUUCCUUCAGUCGUGGCGUCCGGGCAUCUUUUCUUCAUGUUUUGCGCCGCAGCAGAAGCAGCUGGAACUCGGCUGCCUUCAUGCCGGAGUCUGCAGGCUUCGAGGGCGUGUCUGGCCGCGACGCCCUGCACGAUUACUCGGUCUCCCACAGCGAGAGCUUCUGGGCCGCCGUGGCCCGCCAGAGGCUGAGCUGGAUCCGACCCUUCGACGCUGUGCAGGACUGCGAUCUGAGCCAAGGGAGGAUUAAGUGGUUCGAGGGAGGAAAGCUGAACGUCUCCGUGAACUGCCUGGACCGUCAUGUGCACACGUGUCCAGAAAGGGUUGCCCUGAUCUGGGAAAGGGAUGAGCAGGGGUCAGAGGUCAGGUACACAUACAGGGAGCUACUGGAGAUGACUUGCCGCUUGGGGAACCUGCUAAGGCGGCAUGGCGUAAAGAAGGGGGACUGUGUCACCAUCUACAUGCCCACCUGCCCUCUGGCUGUGGCGUCCAUGCUGGCCUGUGCCCGGAUCGGUGCUGCCCACAACGUUGUGUUUGCAGGUUUCAGUGCAGAGGCCCUGGCAGAGCGAAUAAGAGACGCUCAGUCCAGCACCGUCAUCACGGUGAACCAGGGCGUCCGGGGUGGGAAGAUCCUGGAGCUGAAGAAGACGGUGGACGCAGCCGUGCAGAGCUGUCCGACCGUCCAGCAGGUUUUUGUGGCCAUGAGAACUGAAAAUGAAGUGGAGAUGACACACAGGGACUUCACCUUGGAGGAGGAGAUGCUGAAGGAGGACGUCGUGUGUGAGCCAGCUCCCAUGGACAGCGAGGACGUCCUGUUCCUGCUGUACACAUCGGGCAGCACGGGGAAGCCCAAAGGCCUGGUCCACACGCAGGCUGGAUACCUGCUGUACGCCGCUCUCACUCACAGGUACGUCUUCAGCUACCAUGACGGCGAUGUGUUCGGCUGUGUGGCAGAUAUAGGCUGGAUAACAGGACACAGUUACACGGUGUACGGGCCCCUGGCCAACGGAGGAACCACCGUCCUGUUCGAGAGUACUCCAGUGUACCCUGACCCAGGGAGAUACUGGGAGAUGGUGGGGAGGCUGAAGAUCAACCAGUUCUACGGAGCUCCCACUGCAAUCCGCCUCCUGAUCAAAUAUGGAGACCAGUGGGUGAAGAAGUAUGACCGCUCCUCCCUCUCCACUCUCGGCUCUGUGGGAGAGCCGAUCAACACCGAAGCAUGGGAGUGGUACAAUAGGGUGGUCGGGGAAGGGCGCUGUCCUGUGGUGGACACCUGGUGGCAAACUGAAACAGGUGGCAUCUGCAUCGCCCCAAAGCCAUCAGAACCAGAUGCAGAGAUUGUCCCUGGGAUGGCCAUGAGACCCUUCUUUGGCAUCAAGCCGGUGCUCAUGGACACCGAGGGCAAGGUACUGACUUCCAAUAACACCUCUGGAGCUCUGUGUAUGGCUCAGCCCUGGCCUGGUAUGGCAAGAACUAUUCAUAACAACCACCAGAGAUUCAUUGAGACCUACUUCCAGCCUUAUCCAGGUUACUUCUUUACCGGUGAUGGAGCCUAUCGUUCUGCGGAGGGCUACUACCAGAUCACAGGGCGUCUCGACGACGUCAUUAAUGUCAGCGGCCACAGGAUUGGAACAGCAGAGAUAGAGGACGUAUUGAAUAAGUGUCCUGCAGUGGCUGAAUCUGCCGUCAUUGGAUACUCUCAUAACAUCAAAGGCCAAGGAGUUUACGCCUUUGUGGUCCUGAAAAAGGGUGUAGACGUACAGGAGGCCGUUCUGUCCAGGCAACUGAACAAAAUGGUGUCUGAAAAGAUUGCCAAGUAUGCUUGUCCCGACUUCAUUCAGUUUGCUAAACGGCUGCCUAAGACGCGUUCGGGGAAGAUUAUGCGGCGCGUGCUGCGGAAAGUUGUGGAGUGCGACCUGGAUGGUUUGGGAGACCUGAGCACGCUGGACGAUCCUGGAGCGGUUCAGGAAAUCCUCAAAGGCCAUGAAAAGCUCUUGAGUAAAUAAGAACCACUGCAGUAACUUUCCUGAAAACAAUCAAAUGUAAAGAAGGGUGUGAAGGAUAACUUGCCCAUUCCCAAUAAACAAUGUGCCUUUUUGAAGAAAAAAAUGAUUUUAAUCACAUAAUGUUUCAUUUUAUUGUACAUAUGAUUCUUUUUCAACAAUCCACUUAUCUUUUUAAAACUGUGAAAUCUAAAAAUGUGUUUAUGAACGACAUUGUUGCAAAAAACAGUUAUUUCAUAAUAAUGAACAUAAAAUGUUUUGUUUUACUUUAUUAGCAUCAACACAAUAAACUGUUUUGGCUCCAGUUUCUGAA
Girardinichthys multiradiatus is the source of this 2500-nucleotide messenger RNA. Its product is annotated as acetyl-coenzyme A synthetase 2-like, mitochondrial. Gene Ontology annotation, cellular component: mitochondrion. The transcript has 14 exons. The record is from RefSeq and is a predicted model, not a curated record. The coding region runs from base 148 to 2190 and encodes 680 amino acids. Gene Ontology annotation, molecular function: acetyl-CoA synthetase activity; AMP binding. Lineage: Eukaryota; Metazoa; Chordata; Actinopteri; Cyprinodontiformes; Goodeidae.